Messenger RNA from Centruroides sculpturatus (bark scorpion), 468 nucleotides. Its product is annotated as protein scribble homolog. The transcript is spliced from 3 exons. The record is from RefSeq and is a predicted model, not a curated record. Gene Ontology annotation, molecular function: protein binding. The coding region runs from base 16 to 375 and encodes 119 amino acids. Lineage: Eukaryota; Metazoa; Arthropoda; Arachnida; Scorpiones; Buthidae.
AAUAUAUUUUACAUAAUGUUAAAUUUUCAGAUAAAUAGUAAUGGUGCUGCUGCAAGAGAUGGAAGAUUGAAACCAGGAAUGAGAUUAAUUGAGGUGAAUGGUACUUCACUUUUGGGAGUUUCUCAUCAAGAAGCUGUCCACGCUCUUCGUAAUGCAGGUAGCGUGAUUCAGCUCAUAAUCUGCGAUGGUUAUGAACCAGAAGAAAUCGAAGACAUAAUGAAAUCUGCUCUUUCUCUUUCCUCAAUUGAUCGUGAAGAUGAAGAGACAGAAAUUAUUAGACAAGAGCAACAAAUGAUGGAAGAAACUAAUCAAUGGGAAAGAGAAAAACAAGUAAGUUUUGUUUACUUACACUUUCAUAAUAUACAGUAUUCAUAGUUUUUUUACAAUGCCUUCCUUUGCUCGUAAUUUAUUCCUUAUUUUUUUUUAUCAUUUAUAAAUAUUUUUUAAUUGCAUUUGAAGUGAAUUAAG